Frieseomelitta varia is the source of this 1575-nucleotide messenger RNA. RefSeq names its product tRNA pseudouridine synthase Pus10 (gene Pus10). The record is from RefSeq and is a predicted model, not a curated record. Gene Ontology annotation, biological process: tRNA pseudouridine synthesis. The coding region runs from base 1 to 1503 and encodes 500 amino acids. The transcript has 6 exons. Gene Ontology annotation, molecular function: RNA binding; pseudouridine synthase activity. NCBI's taxonomy places the organism in Eukaryota, Metazoa, Arthropoda, Insecta, Hymenoptera, Apidae.
AUGAACGUUUGUACGGAAUAUGACAAACGUAUUUUCAAUUUCAUGCAACGGCAGAAUUGUUGCUUAAGAUGUUGUUUCCGUUUCAUUGGAUGCCGUACACCGGAGUGCUACUUGAACCCUAUUAAAUUUGCAAAGGCCGCUGGAUAUAUUGAAGCAAAUGAUACUAGUUUCAGAAAGAUCUGUUGCAUGGCUUGUUUGGGGAUUCUCCAGAAAGAUGUACAAGAACAAAUCAUUGAAAAAAUUCGCGUUAAGGUGGACAAAGAGAAUUACGACUGCAGAACGUUUGUAUGUGCGUUGACAAUACCAGUAUGCGUCAAUCUCAGAGAACGUUUCUUAUGUAUACACUGCGCUACCCAACUUAAUCUUUCAGAGGAUGCGUUGCUAGAUCUUAAAAUCAGAUUGCAGAACGUUAAAGAUAUUUGGAAAUGGAUGGUGACCCCUAAAAUAGGGCAGGCUAUUGAAAAGCAGAUGGAUUCAACAACACCUUCUCCGUUUUUAAUUGAAAUUAUUUUAACGUACAAAUUUAACAAAAAAGAGUGUGAAGUGUUAUUGUCGUCUAAAGAGACAAACAACAUAGAAAGUAAACGGAAAAAAAGAAGUUAUGACAAUAGAUUUAGUAGAAAAAGUAUGGAGGCUCUGAUGGCCAAAUUAACAGACAAUGAAUUUUUCGAGUACUUCAAAUAUGUGUCAUUUGAAAAGUUUGCCACUGUCGAUGUGGAAAACAUUAUUUGCUCGCAUUCGAGUAUUUUCAUAGGAGGGCGGUAUAAUAAAUUAUCUAGGGAACUCAGUCAAACUCCAUGGUUUAUAAACGGUGAGAAAAAGAUGCAGACGUCUGUUCAAGAUAUAUUGUGUACUCCUAUCAUUGAAGUAACAAAAGCUCAGUCUAUUAAGUUCUUGUCAUCUGGAAGAGAAGACGUAGAUGUUAGAAAUAUUUAUAAUGGAAGACCAUUCGCAAUCGAAUUAAUUAAUCCUCAAAUGACCAAGAUAACAGAGGAGCUAUUGUCAGAUUUAGUUGAGAAAAUUAAUCAAUCCUCGUGGCAAGUACAAAUCACAUCAAGCUUAAAAGUUUUAUCUAGGCAUGAUCUGAAAAGGUUGAAAGAAGGGGAGAACGUUAAAACGAAAUUUUAUCGAGCGCUUUGCAUCUGCCGUAACGCAUCUAGAGAUAUGUUGUCUCUUGAAAAAUUAAAUAAUUUAAAACGCGUGAAGAUAGUCCAGAAAACGCCAGUGAGAGUGUUGCAUCGGCGACCUUUAAGUCCCAGGGAACGGUUGAUAUAUGAAAUGAAAGCUCGCUGGGUUGAACUUCAGGAAUUAAAGAAGCUGAACAUUACCGACAAUACUAGCACAUUUUUCGUGCUAGAUAUUAAAACGCAAGCGGGGACAUACAUAAAGGAAUUUGUGCACGGAGAUUUUGGUCGAACUAAACCAAGCUUGUGCGACAUUCUUAACGUCGAGACCGAUAUAGUCGCGUUGGAUGUGACGGGGAUCAAUUUAAACUGGCCAUAAAAGUUUAAAUUGAUUUUUUUUUUUAGUAUCUGAAAUAUUUUUAUGUCCCUAUUUGUAAAAAUUAUAUAUAUA